Otolemur garnettii (small-eared galago) is the source of this 2785-nucleotide messenger RNA. RefSeq names its product ARP1 actin related protein 1 homolog A (gene ACTR1A). Bases 286 to 1194 code for a protein of 302 amino acids. The record is from RefSeq and is a predicted model, not a curated record. The transcript has 9 exons. NCBI's taxonomy places the organism in Eukaryota, Metazoa, Chordata, Mammalia, Primates, Galagidae.
GCCUAUAGAACAAGCCUCAAAUCUGCAAAGGACCUUCACUAUUUACCACAUGGGAAGUGUCCCAGCAAGUGGACACAGCCAUGAGUAAAAAGAGAAAUUUUCACUUAAAAUUUCCCUUUUGGUUCUCUCAUCCCUAGGCCUGUUAGCUGUUUAUUUCUCCUAGGAGUAGCCUCUGGUCUUACAGAAGAAAUAUCUGGAACCCCACUUUGGAAAACACUGAGACCAGUCUAGAAAACGGGGUGGUUCACACCGGAGCACCGUGGGCUGCUCUCUAUCCGCUACCCCAUGGAGCAUGGCAUUGUCAAGGACUGGAAUGACAUGGAACGCAUCUGGCAAUAUGUCUAUUCUAAGGACCAGCUGCAGACUUUCUCAGAGGAGCAUCCUGUGCUCUUGACUGAGGCACCUUUAAACCCACGGAAAAACCGGGAACGAGCUGCUGAAGUUUUCUUCGAGACCUUCAACGUGCCAGCUCUUUUCAUCUCCAUGCAAGCUGUGCUUAGCCUUUAUGCCACAGGUAGGACCACGGGUGUGGUGCUGGAUUCUGGGGACGGCGUCACCCAUGCUGUGCCCAUUUACGAGGGCUUUGCCAUGCCCCACUCUAUCAUGCGCAUCGACAUUGCUGGCCGGGAUGUCUCUCGCUUCCUUCGCCUCUACCUGCGUAAGGAGGGCUAUGAUUUCCACUCAUCCUCCGAGUUUGAGAUUGUCAAGGCCAUAAAAGAAAGAGCCUGCUACCUAUCCAUCAACCCCCAGAAGGAUGAGACACUCGAGACAGAGAAGGCUCAGUACUACCUGCCUGAUGGCAGCACCAUUGAGAUUGGUCCUUCCCGAUUCCGGGCCCCUGAGCUGCUAUUCAGGCCGGACUUAAUCGGUGAGGAGAGCGAGGGCAUCCAUGAAGUCCUGGUGUUUGCCAUUCAGAAGUCUGACAUGGAUCUGCGGCGCACACUUUUCUCCAACAUAGUCCUUUCAGGAGGCUCCACCCUGUUCAAAGGUUUUGGUGACAGGCUACUGAGUGAAGUGAAGAAACUGGCUCCAAAAGACGUGAAGAUUAGGAUAUCUGCGCCUCAGGAGAGACUGUAUUCCACAUGGAUUGGGGGCUCUAUCCUUGCCUCCCUGGACACAUUUAAGAAGAUGUGGGUCUCCAAGAAGGAAUAUGAGGAAGACGGUGCCCGAUCCAUCCACAGGAAAACCUUCUAAUGUUGGGACAUCAUCUUCACCUCUCUCUGAAGUUAACUCCACUUUAAAACUCGCUUUCUUGAGUCGGAGUGUUUGCAAAGAACUGCCUAUGUGUGAGUGUGUGUGUGGGUACGAGAGUGUGUGCUCCGUGCGUGUGGCCCAGGGAUCCCCGGGCCCAAAAAGGAUGAUGAACUACCCACAAUGGCGAUGGCCUGAGGCGUGGGGUUGACCACUAACUGGCCCCUGACAGGGAAGAGUGCCGGCAGAGGCCACACUUCUUCCCCAACUGGGCCUUUGGCUGGCUGUGUGGCCAUACGAUUACUACCACACAGAGACGAUGAGGGAGGUAAGGCAACCCCCUAGGGAGACCUUGCUGCUGCCCAUCCAAGCUGGGCUGACCCCAACCCCACUCCCACCCUCAGAGGCCCAGGCCACUUCUGCCUCCCCCUGUUUGUCACUUUGUUCUUGAUGCCUCUUGACGCAAGCUGAGGGUUGGGGCUGAGUUCCAUCUGGUUUUGUUGCCAUUUUGGUUAUGGAGGCUAGAAAAACACUCUAGGAGCUGUCCUAGGGCCUCUGGGUUCAGUAGAGAGCAGGAGGUCCUUGCAUUCACCUGGGGACCUGGACCACUCUGGUCACUGGUGGAGAGCAGCAGUCAUACUACUUCUGAUUGACUAGAGAGCUAAUGCUCCAAGCCUAGCCAGUCCCUUUCUAGGUUUUGGGAGAAUUUAAGGAGUUUGCUGGCUUCGGAUCCUGUCACUCGCUUUUCAUCCAUCCAUGUUGCAAUGCCAUCUUCAGUUUUACUUAUUUAAGUGUUUGUUCAGUGAGGGGCUGGGGAGAGGGCACCAUCCCUGCCCUGCUUGCUGAUGUUUACAGACCUACGUGUAGCCUAGCACCCAGGGCCCCGCCUUCCCUCUGCUGCUGCUGAGCUGACAGUGUCCAUAGGCUGCAGGGCCACUUGGGAUCACUGGCUACACUCAAAGGCACUCCCACCAGCCUCUCUUCCUCUUCUGCUUGCUGGAAUCAACAGGCCACUUGCUGGUUGGAUUUUCUGAAACAGGAGGUACAAUUACUGUUUGGCAGAGGCCCCUAGCAAAAGAGGGGUGUUGGAGUACCCUUAGGACUGGAAAAAGCUGCAAUUAACCAAGUUGCCUUUUGCCUCAAGCUGACCAGGGGAUUAGGUUGUAAAGGUGGGACAGCCCCAUCUGGGCUGAUCUUGUGCCAUUCUUGACUUUGGACCUGUUAGGGAGGGAGAGGGCCAGAUGCUGAUGGGCCCAGGCCUGGCUCCUCAUAGUAGUCCAAAAGUCCUUCAGUCCAGAUCACACAAAGCUGGGGCCAGCCAGUCUUCACUGUCACCCUUACUUGUGACACCAGUACCCACUCCAAUCCCAGAUUCCAGGCAGUAUUCUCUCUGUGACCAAAGGCCCCGCCACAUGUGGGCCACAGCAGCAGGUGUGUUUGAAAGUGAUGUGGCGCCCCGGGGACUGCAGCACGCUUAACCAGCUCACCUCCCUUCUCCUAGCCCGAGCCUGUCCCUCGCACAGCCUCGCACAAACCAUGUUGCCUGCCUGGUGGGGCCCAGUGUACUGAAAUAAAGUCGUUCCGAUAGACAGUC